AUGAACAACGUCCCGGAAAUCAGGAAAUACGGGACUUUUCCCACAAAACCGACGCCCACAAAGCCGAUGUGUCAUAAUAAAUUCCAGAGAGUUGUGAGUAUGAGAAAUAUUGAACAGUCUGUAUUUUUCAAAGUUUUCAGUCGGCUCAAUUUAGGGAACAAGCGAAAUCGGGCGAAUUUGUGCACAAGAAGAUCCAUUUCGGCGGAACUCCGCGUCUGAAAUAUCGAGAAGGCGGCGAGCGAUUUCAGAAGAAAAUCGAGAAAAACGGAGAGAAAAAGACGAAAAAUGUCAAGGGAAACAAGCGAUCUCAGAAGGAGCACGCCGGGAAAAAGAACAAAAAUCAGGUGGGUCUUUCAUUGUCAAUUUUUCCAAUGAAACCUUUAUUGCAGAAGUCGAAAAAAGCGAAAGGCGAGCCGGUGAAAGGAACGUCGACAGAAUACGCGCAACUCGCCAAUUCGGACGGAGAAGACGACGAUGACGUCAUCGACGUCACCGACAUGCUCCAGAAGUCGGACGACGACGAAGAGAAAGAGGCUUCCGAAGUUCCGAUGAUAAAUUCCACGAAAACCGUGAAAAAUUCCGUUGAAACCUCGAAGUUUUCGACGGGAAAUCGAUUCAACGCUAUCGGAGAGUACGAAAAGGAGGAGCCGCCGAAAAAGAAGCAAAAAACAGAGGAUUCUGACGAUUCUGAUGCUCCAGAAGCUCCAGAAGCUCCAGAAGACGUCGCCGGAGAAUCGGAAGAGUCUGAAGAUGAUGACGAAGCGGAAAGGCUGAAAUUUCGCGCGGAAAUGGCCCAAAUGCCGCUGGGAAAAGUGCGAGAAAUGAAAGAGAAAUUGGGCAUCAAAUUAUUCAACAAGACCUAUUUCGGCACGUCGGAAGUGGAGAAAAAGAAGAAAAUCGAGCAGAAGAGGCAGAUGAGAACAACGGAAAACGGCGGACAGCACCGGCCCAAGGAGAUUUCGUCAAAAAGACCCGUCUCGACGUUCCGGAAUGUGUACGGCGAACACGAGAUUGGCGCCAAGAAAAAGUACGCUUUUCUGGCAGUUGUUCAUCUUUUUUUCGAAAAAGCUCAAAAUCAACACUUCAAAAGAUAG
This is a messenger RNA of Caenorhabditis sp. 36 PRJEB53466, 1094 nucleotides long. Lineage: Eukaryota; Metazoa; Nematoda; Chromadorea; Rhabditida; Rhabditidae. The record is from the annotation of a GenBank genome assembly.